AUGUGUGCACGUGGCAGGUACAAAUCCAAGUUGCAUGGUGCGACAGACUAUUUUGUAGGCCUGACAGUGGAGCAGAAAUGUGAGCUGGCUGAGCGGGAGCUGACUGAGAUGAAGGAUGAGAUUCAGAGGAUGGAGGAGGACUCGGAGCAGACCUUGCAGAACCUCGAGGCAGUCAUAGAAGAAGCGGAUGUUUGGUGGACUGAUGUUAAGAAAGCCAUCAGUGACUUUGAGAAAGACAUCAUCAGCACCAUCUCCAGCAAGAAAGGGAGUAUCAUCGCUUCUGAGAAGCUGCUGAGAUACAUGGAGGAGAAGAACCGCCAGAGGGAUCUGCUGAGAGAGAAGUUGCGCUUAAAAAAUUAUUUGCUCAAGGGUUACAAGAAGAAGCUGCAGCAGCAGCUCAGGCAGAAGGAGCAGAUGGGAGAGACACUCCGUGAGGUCCGUUUGCAGCAGCUGCAGGUUAGAAAUGCCCAGUACCAGGAGAAGAUUGAUGAGAAGAACCAGGAGCUGCUGCAGCUAAAACUGACCUCGGGGAAGACUGUCCAAGUCCUCAACUUCUAUAAAAGGAAGCUGCAGAACGCCAUGGAAACGUCCACGUCUCUGAUGAAAGACAUCUCCCAGAGGAAGGAGCUGCUGGAGAAAGUUGAAAGAGAAGCUGCUCUGGUGGAGGAGCAACGAGCUGAAGCUGAGAGUGUGAAUCGGCAGCUGCGGAAGCAGCUUUCAGACUACGGCGUCCCCCCUGUGCUGGGUUACGUGCAGAAGAAGAUGGCUGUUACUGACCUCGAAAACAGCCUCAAGGCUUGGGAGAGGAAGGUGGCAGUUGCCGAGAUGUCCUUGCAAAGAUACCGCAGAGCAUGGAACCAGGUCAAGAUGUCUGGUAACCAGCACUAG
Pygoscelis adeliae (Adelie penguin) is the source of this 888-nucleotide messenger RNA. RefSeq names its product coiled-coil domain containing 113 (gene CFAP263). The record is from RefSeq and is a predicted model, not a curated record. NCBI's taxonomy places the organism in Eukaryota, Metazoa, Chordata, Aves, Sphenisciformes, Spheniscidae. Gene Ontology annotation, biological process: cilium assembly. Gene Ontology annotation, cellular component: ciliary basal body; axoneme. Bases 1 to 888 code for a protein of 295 amino acids. The transcript has 8 exons.